UUCAGCAAGCCUGAUCGAAACAAACACUUUAUCCUUCUUCAAAGGAAUACAUGCGUUAAUUAACCUAAGCUAAAACGAUGAUAAAAACCACUGAAAUCUACAUUUGAUCUUGUAUAUCAACUUACCACACACUUGGGAACAUUCCAUACCCCGGUCCAGAUCCCAAGACAAUGCCCGUAGCCUCCGUGUCCUCGACGUUUGUCCUGGACAAUGGAGCUUGCUCCCUCAAAGCCGGCUAUUCAAGUUGGAGCUCGCCCAAUGUGAUUCCCAAUAGUAUUACCAAAGCCAAAAGCGAAAAACGCCGGAUCUUCAUCGGCAAUCAGAUCGAUGAAUGUCGAGAUUUGUCCUCGUUGUACUUCAUGCUCCCGUUCCAAAAGGGCUACUUGACCAAUUGGGAUUACCAAAAGCAGAUCUGGGAUUACAUGUAUGGAAAGCAGUGCCUCAAUGUGGACACGCCGAGCAAGAAUUUGGUCUUCACCGAACCGUAUUUCAAUUUCCUGUCCAUCCAAGAGGGUCUGUCGGAGUUAUUCUUUGAAGAAUAUCGCUUUAAAAACGUGUUUCGAACCCAUCCCGGAGAUCUGACGUGCUACAAGAACAAAAUGGAGCAUCCCGAGGAGCCGUGUUGUUUAGUGGUGGAUUCUGGCUACAGUUUCACCCAUAUAGUUCCCUAUGUGGAUGGAAAGCGAGUCCGGAAUGCCACUAAGCGGAUUGAUGUGGGCGGGAAGCUCUUGACGAACCACCUAAAAGAGAUCAUCUCAUACCGACAACUUCAUGUUAUGGACGAGACUUAUGUGAUGAAUGCUUGCCGAGAGGAUUGCUGUUACGUGUCCUUGGACUUUGAGAGGGACUUGACCAAGGCCGAGAGUCGCACUGAGAGCCGCGAUUAUGUCUUGCCGGACUUCACCAACCUUCGACGAGGCUUCAUGAAGUCUCCCGAGGCAAGCAAUGGCCGACCCGAGGACAGUGAGCAGAUCAUCCGGAUGAAUAAUGAGCGCUUUGCGGUCCCGGAGAUCCUCUUUCACCCGUCGGAUAUUGGAAUCCAACAGAUGGGCAUUCCGGAGACCAUUGCCCAUGUGAUUAGUGAAUGUCCAGAGGAGACCCAACGGUGGUUGUACCAAAAUAUCGUGUUAACUGGCGGUCUUGCCAAAAUGCCCGGCUUUCGAGAACGGAUUCUCAAAGAUGUCCGAGAGUUGGCGCCCAAUGAGUUCAAGGUGAUUGUCCGACUUCCUGAGGAUCCAAUUUCUUACGCAUGGCAAGGAGGAGCGGCUUUAGCCGAUGACCCCAUUUUUAGAGAACUCAGUGUGUCCAAAUUAGACUAUCAAGAGCGUGGCCAUCAGGCCUGUGUGGACAAAUAUUAUCUUUAAUGUCUGUAUUCCGACUUGGAUUGGACAUGUUACACACAUUGGUUACACACAACAUUGUUUUUUUUAUUCUUAAAAAGUCAAAUUAAAUCAUGUCAGUGAGCAACGUU
Molecule: messenger RNA, 1471 nt
Organism: Tigriopus californicus
Lineage: Eukaryota; Metazoa; Arthropoda; Copepoda; Harpacticoida; Harpacticidae
Gene: Arp6
Product: actin-related protein 6-like
Exons: 3
Coding region: 171-1364 (397 amino acids)
Cellular component (GO): Swr1 complex
Molecular function (GO): nucleosome binding
Source: RefSeq, a predicted model, not a curated record